AUGCGUUUCUCUACUUUCUCUCUGGCUUUGCUUCUAGGCAGUGUGGUAUCUGCCACUCCAGCCGUUGAACUAUUCGAGCGUAAAGUGGGAUCCAGCUGCAAAACCAUGGACGGCAUGGGGACAUGCAUGGCAAGGAGCAAAUGCAACGGAGUAUACUAUGAUGGAGCUUGUGGCAAGAAUUCUGGGGAAACCCGCUGCUGCGUUGAAGUGAAGUGCAAAGUAGGGGGAAAAUCAGGGCUCUGCCAAAAUAUCAAUAGGACCAAAUGCAAGGGCGGCAAAUUCCACGUGGGGAAUAGCUCUACUUGUCCGGCAGGGAAAGAUGUUCAGUGCUGUAUAGAAAAUGAUAAACCCACUGAGCCCAAGCCUAAGCCCAAGCCUAAGCCAAAACCUAAAAAGACUGUUGGACAGAAAGUUCUUGAUAUAGCCAUGAAAGAGAAGGGCACGAAGUACGUCUGGGGUGGCGGCUCAUGCAAAGGCCCUACCAAAGGAGGCUAUGACUGCUCCGGACUUGUCGCCUAUGCUGUUUGCAAAGCCACGAAACGAAAUCUCUUCAAGGAGGGUCUGCGCGUGACAUAUUCCAUGUACUGCGCUUCGAGCAGCAGGCUAGGCAAAUUCAAGAAAGUACCCUUCUCGAAACGUCGUGCUGGUGACGCGGUCUUUUUCGGAACUAGCUGCAGCUGCAAGAAUCAAAAUAUCUCACACAUGGGAUUGAUGAUUAACUCUGGUGACCGCAUGCUUCACGCGCCAAAUCCAAGCACUGUGGUUCGGGAAGGCAAGGUUUCAGCACAAGGAAGUUUGAAAGCUUGUCCAUAUUCGAGUCCUGAAAAGUACCUAAUCCAAACAUACCGUAACUCUCUUCGGUUGGUUUUCCGAGGAUCCAGGCUGCCACCGGGCAUGUUGAAAAAAAUCAUGUUGAUAUCUCGCAAAGACAUGUAG
Histoplasma mississippiense is the source of this 936-nucleotide messenger RNA. RefSeq lists its product with no specific name. The transcript has 8 exons. Bases 1 to 936 code for a protein of 311 amino acids. The record is from RefSeq and is a predicted model, not a curated record. NCBI's taxonomy places the organism in Eukaryota, Fungi, Ascomycota, Eurotiomycetes, Onygenales, Ajellomycetaceae.